AUGGAUUCACUGACCAAACGACCGAGAAAUACAAUAAUGUCAACGUUUGCAAAAAUGACCAAAGUUCGCAGGAGGAGAGAGAUGUUUCUUUAUCAGAUCGGCGUCUCCUGCAGCAUUCUGUUCCUCGCGUGGUGUAUGUGCAGCCUCUUAUCGAGACUAGAACACGAAAAACAGACUGGACACCAAGCCACACUGGACCCAAGGUGGUGGAGCAGGAGGCUAAUGGUGGCAACAACAGCCAACGACACACCAGCAAAGAACUGCACCGAGCCAGCUAUCCGCGAAUUUCCAAGUGACCUGUUUACCAAUAAGGAGAGGCAACAAGGAGGAGUAUUACUUCAUAUAGCGGGAGCUGUGUAUAUGUUUUACGCACUAGCUAUAGUUUGUGAUGACUUCUUUGUUCCAGCUUUAGAAAAAAUCUGUGAGAGAUUACAUUUGAGUGAAGAUGUAGCUGGUGCCACGUUCAUGGCAGCUGGAAGCUCAGCACCUGAACUGUUUGCUUCAGUUAUUGGAGUCUUCAUCACCCAUGGAGAUGUCGGAGUUGGAACAAUUGUUGGUUCGGCAGUAUUUAACAUACUGUGUAUCAUUGGUGUCUGUGGAAUCUUUGGAGGGCAGAUCGUAUAUCUGACACAGUGGUCUGUGUUCAGGGAUUCAUUAUACUACACCAUAUCAGUGAUUCUGCUUAUUGUGUUUAUCUAUGAUGAGAAAAUUGAAUGGUGGGAAGGCCUUUUCCUGAUCCUAAUGUACGCAGGCUAUAUACUUGUGAUGAAAUUCAAUACCAAGAUGCAGAAUUGUUUUGUGAGCAAGCUGACGAAGAAUGGCAAUGUGAUUGGCAAUGAAAUGGAGGAUGGUAAUGUUGACUAUCCCAAUAUUUGUGAUGACCCAUUUCUCCCAUUGUUAACUCAAGUUCAAUCUGCCAAUGGUGUGGACAAGGAAAUCUGCGUCGCUGAGAAAUGUGACAAUAUUGAAAAUGGAAAUGUUCCUCUGGAUAAAAAUACAAAAGAAGACAUCAAUGAGAAUGAAAAUGAGCCUGAAUUUACGACACCAUUUUCUCUACCAGGGGGAUAUUUGAAUAAGAUGAAGUGGCUAAGUUCAUGGCCAGUACUGGUUAUGCUAUUCUUCACCGUCCCUAACAGUGCAAAACCUCGCUGGGAGAAUUUCUUCAUGCUAACCUUUUUCAUGUCCACUCUGUGGAUUGCAGUCUUUUCUUAUUUAAUGGUAUGGAUGGUAACUGUAACAGGGUAUACACUGGGAAUUCCGGAUAUUAUCAUGGGAAUCACAUUUCUGGCAGCAGGAACAAGUGUUCCAGAUUGCAUGGCUAGUUUAAUAGUGGCCAGACAAGGGAUGGGCAAUAUGGCAGUGUCUAACACAAUAGGAAGCAAUGUCUUUGACAUUCUUGUGGGCCUAGGUCUUCCAUGGGGUCUUCAGACAAUGGUUAUUAACACUGGUUCCGUUGUACGCAUCAACAGCAGAGGUCUGGUUUAUUCUGUCAUACUUCUUCUAGGAUCCGUAGCGCUCACAGUGGCUGGUAUCCACGUGAAUGGAUGGAAACUGGAUAAAAAACUUGGUAUUUAUGUGCUCACGCUCUAUGCUAUUUUCUUGUGUUUCUCAAUAAUGAUCGAAUUCAAUGUGUUUACCUUUGUCAACCUGCCAAUGUGCCAAGACAACAUUUAA
Carcharodon carcharias (great white shark) is the source of this 1674-nucleotide messenger RNA. Its product is annotated as sodium/potassium/calcium exchanger 4-like. The transcript is spliced from 16 exons. Gene Ontology annotation, cellular component: membrane. Bases 1 to 1674 code for a protein of 557 amino acids. The record is from RefSeq and is a predicted model, not a curated record. Gene Ontology annotation, biological process: intracellular calcium ion homeostasis; calcium ion transmembrane transport. Gene Ontology annotation, molecular function: calcium channel activity; calcium, potassium:sodium antiporter activity. NCBI's taxonomy places the organism in Eukaryota, Metazoa, Chordata, Chondrichthyes, Lamniformes, Lamnidae.